Messenger RNA from Camelina sativa (false flax), 2697 nucleotides. RefSeq names its product putative protein phosphatase 2C 33. The record is from RefSeq and is a predicted model, not a curated record. Gene Ontology annotation, molecular function: protein serine/threonine phosphatase activity. NCBI's taxonomy places the organism in Eukaryota, Viridiplantae, Streptophyta, Magnoliopsida, Brassicales, Brassicaceae. Gene Ontology annotation, biological process: protein dephosphorylation.
GUGACCCAUCUCCUCCAUUACUGUUUCUCUCUCUCUACACACAUACACAAAAGUAGAAAGACGAAGAAGAAAGAACGGGUUUGUAGUUGGUGGUUGCGUUUCUUUCUCCUCUUUUUAAAAAAUUCAUCCUUUUCUCUUUUUUUUUUUUUUCAUCUCUUUCAGUUACCUUCUUCUUCUUUUUUUAUAAUCUAUCUACGCACGAACAGAAUCUCUAGCUCAAAAUUCAUCCUUUUGUUUGAAUCUCAUUCUGAGAUCGUUUUGAUUGAUCUGUAUCCUGACCCAGAAGAAGAAGAAACAGAGAAAGACGAAAAGGGUUUUCAUGAUUCUCGUGUUUUGAGUCUCUUUCUCAAUCCCUGUUCUUUGAUUGAUGGCUCAUGUAUUAAUAAAAUAAAAAAACACUUCUCUUUCUUUUUUUUCUUCUCUGUGUGUGUGUAUGUGUGGCAACUGGCAAUAGAAAAAAAAUCUACGUAGAUCUGUUCCUUUUGGGUUUAAAUUAUUUGAAAGACUCAAAAAGGGUCAGACCCAGAAGAAGUCUCUCACCUUUGCCUUUUUCUUUGGUCAGCUUUGGAAAGCUUUGAUUUUUUUAUUCUGUUUUUUUCUUCAUUCAAUUUUGACGAUUUGGGUUUAAGAUUCACUAGGGGUGUGUGUGUGUGUAUGUACUGGCAGUUGUGAGGAAUUAUAUGUGAUCAUUAGUCAAUCUUAGCUGGAACUAAAAAUUGAGAGAUCUCUUUGCAUAGUUUGAAUCAUCAUUGCUCUUUCCGGCGAGAAUCGUGAUCUAAAGCUUCAAUCUUUCCCACUGGAGGACCGUGGGGGUGAUUGUACCAUUGUUGGUCUGGAUUGCCUUCUUAAUAUAAUCAGGGCCCUUAGAAUGGGGUCCUGUUUAUCUGCUGAGACAAGGUCCCCUGGACCGGGCUCUCCUUGCUCUCCUGGGUUUAGUGUGAGGAAGAGGAAGAACUCCAAGAAACGACCUGGUUCUAGGAACUCUUCCUUUGAUUAUAGGAGAGAAGAACCUUUGCAUCGGGUUCCUGGACGGAUGUUCUUGAAUGGAUCAAGUGAGGCUGCUUGUAUCUUCACUCAACAAGGCAAGAAAGGGCCUAACCAAGAUGCCAUGGUUGUUUGGGAGAAUUUUGGUUCGAGGACAGAUACAGUCUUCUGUGGAGUGUUUGAUGGGCAUGGUCCAUAUGGUCAUAUGGUUGCAAAGAGAGUCAGAGACAAUCUCCCUCUCAAAUUAAGUUCUUAUUGGGAAGCAAAAGUACCAGUUGAAGGUGUUCUAAAGGCCAUCACUACCGACAACGUUAACAAUGCAACCAACAUUAACAACUCUGAAGAUACUGCUGCUUCUGUAUCUGCUGAAGAAGAACCUAGGACAUGUGCUAAGAUGGAGGAGGAGGAGAACAUGGAAUCCCAUCCGGAAUUGUUUCAAACGCUGAAAGAGUCGUUUCUUAAGGCUUUUAAAGUUAUGGAUAGAGAACUGAAAUUCCAUGGAAGUGUUGACUGUUUCUGCAGUGGAACAACAGCUGUAACCUUGAUCAAGCAGGGUCAGUAUCUCGUUGUUGGAAAUAUUGGAGACUCUAGAGCUGUAAUGGGUACAAGAGACAGUAACAAUGCUCUUGUCUCUGUUCAACUUACUGUCGAUCUUAAGCCAAAUCUCCCAGCUGAGGCAGAGAGAAUAAGAAAAUGUCGUGGACGGGUGUUUGCUCUUAGAGAUGAACCUGAAGUUUGUAGAGUUUGGCUGCCAAACUGUGACUCACCUGGACUUGCAAUGGCACGUGCUUUUGGAGACUUUUGCCUUAAAGAUUUUGGCCUAAUCUCUGUGCCUGAUGUAUCUUUCCGUCGCUUAACCGAGAAAGAUGAGUUUAUAGUGCUGGCUACUGAUGGGAUUUGGGAUGUUCUCUCAAAUGAUGAUGUAAUGGGGAUUGUAGCUUCAGCUCCAUCGCGUUCCACUGCAGCGAGAGCUAUAGUCGAGUCUGCGGUUAGAGCUUGGAGAUACAAAUACCCGACUUCCAAAGUCGAUGACUGUGCCGCUGUUUGCUUGUAUCUAGACGCCAACAACUCAAACGUCAUAUCUACAUCAUCUUCCAUCUCCAAACUGGACGAUGAAGAAGGAGACGAAGAGCUAAAAGCUGCGACUGAGAAUGAUGAUGCAUCAGGACCAAGCGGUCUUGGCCGUUCGAGUACUGUCAGGACGGGGAAAGAGAUUGCUCUCGACGAAAGUGAAGCUGAGAAGCUGAUAAAAGAAGAGGAUAACUUGGAUACAGAACCUGGAACAGAGUAUUCUGCACUAGAAGGUGUGGCAAGAGUUAAUACACUUUUGAACUUACCAAGAUUUGUGCCUGGAAAGUGAAAAGAGAAAGAAGAGCUGAAAUGAAGAAUUUGAGAGGUGAUAGAUCAUAUCAAAUAAAAUCACCCAAGAGAAGAAGGUACUGUGUCUUUUUGUUUCCUUUUCAACUUUCUACAUUGAUCUCUAUUCUUUUCCUUGAGUCAUAAUUCAUUGGUUUUGGAACAUAAAUUUUUGUCAAUUUUGUCUUUUGUUUAUGUCUUUCUUUCUUGUUGAUGUUUAUGCUGUUUUUUUGGUCUUGUCAGUAAAGAAGAGUGAAAAAAACAUCACAUGUAAUAAUGGCUUUGUGUCUGUGAUUCUGUGAAAGCCCCUCAGGCUUAAUUUUGUCAGUCUGUUGGGAAUUUUCCUGUUUUUGUCUA